Molecule: messenger RNA, 2372 nt
Organism: Camellia sinensis
Lineage: Eukaryota; Viridiplantae; Streptophyta; Magnoliopsida; Ericales; Theaceae
Product: sodium/hydrogen exchanger 6
Biological process (GO): sodium ion import across plasma membrane; regulation of intracellular pH; proton transmembrane transport
Cellular component (GO): plasma membrane; endosome
Molecular function (GO): sodium:proton antiporter activity; potassium:proton antiporter activity
Source: RefSeq, a predicted model, not a curated record
AAACCCAAUCUUGUAGUAAAAUAUCAAGCCAAAUCAAAUCACUCCCACGUUCUGCCCUGGAAAAAGGGUAAAAGGGAAAUUGCAGGAGUGGGACUAGACGGGUGGAGGUUAUAGUCGGAGUUUGGAGGGGUAGAAGAAGCAUUGGCCGUUGGUAGUCGUCGUCGUCGGAAAUUGAGAGUAGUAGGGAGCGGCAUCAAUCAAUAUGAUGGAUGAGCUGCAGAUAUCUCCGGCGGACCCGCGGGGGAGUCCAGGAAAAGAUCAACAAGCGGCUGGAGUGGGCAUCCUUCUUCAGAUCAUGAUGCUCGUUCUCUCCUUUGUCCUUGGCCAUGUCCUACGCCGUCACAGAUUCUAUUAUCUUCCCGAAGCCAGCGCUUCGCUUUUGAUUGGUCUAAUCGUCGGUGGGCUUGCCAACAUCUCAAACACGGAAACUAGCAUCAGGGGGUGGUUUAACUUCCACGAGGAGUUUUUCUUCCUCUUUUUGUUGCCUCCGAUCAUAUUUCAGUCGGGUUUCAGUUUAUCGCCUAAACCAUUCUUCUCAAACUUUGGAGCCAUCAUCACAUUUGCUAUUCCAGGCACUUUUAUAGCUUCUAUUGUUACAGGUGUUUUGGUUUACCUUGGUGGUUUGAUGUAUCUCAUGUACAGACUGCCAUUUGAUGAAUGCCUCAUGUUUGGUGCUCUUAUAUCAGCUACGGAUCCUGUCACUGUUUUGUCCAUAUUUCAGGAACUUGGUACAGACAUGAACCUUUAUGCCUUGGUCUUUGGGGAAUCUGUUUUAAAUGAUGCAAUGGCAAUUUCCUUGUACAGGACAAUGUCAUUGGUGAAAAGCCAUGCGUCAUCUGGGCAGAAUUUAUUUGUUGUCAUUGUCAGAUUUCUUGAGACUUUUGUUGGCUCAAUGUCAGCAGGUGUUGGAGUUGGAUUUACUUCUGCUUUGCUUUUUAAGUAUGCAGGCUUAGAUAUUGACAAUCUUCAAAACUUGGAGUGCUGUCUUUUUGUCCUUUUCCCAUAUUUCUCGUACAUGCUAGCUGAGGGCCUUGGCCUCUCUGGUAUUGUAUCGAUAUUGUUCACUGGAAUUGUUAUGAAGCACUACACGUUCUCCAAUUUGUCAGACAACUCUCAGCGAUUUGUGUCUGCAUUUUUUCAUCUGAUAUCAUCAUUAGCAGAAACAUUCGUAUUUAUUUACAUGGGAUUUGAUAUUGCCAUGGAACAGCAUAGCUGGUCCCAUGUUGGAUUCAUCUUUUUCUCAAUUUUGUUCAUUGGAGUUGCAAGGGCGGUAAAUGUCUUUUCUUGUGCUUACCUGGUGAAUUUAGUCCGACCUGCACAUCGGCAAAUACCUGUAAAACAUCAGAAAGCACUCUGGUACAGUGGACUCCGAGGGGCUAUGGCUUUUGCCCUUGCUUUGCAAUCAGUUCACGAUCUCCCAGAAGGGCAUGGUCAAACAAUAUUCACGGCAACCACUGCUAUAGUUGUUCUGACGGUCUUGCUGAUUGGAGGAUCAACAGGUACCAUGCUGGAAGCUCUACAAGUUGUUGGCGACAACCAUGAUGGUCCCUUGGCUGAAAGCUUUGAAGGGAACAAUGGGUAUAUAGCCCCUUCUUAUGAUGGGGAUACAUCAUCUGGGAACAGGUUCAAGAUGAAACUUAAAGAGUUUCACAAAAGCACAGCAUCAUUCACAGCAUUAGAUAGGAAUUACCUCACCCCAUUUUUCACAACUCAAAGUGGUGAUGAAGAAGAGCUAGCAGAUGAGCCAAUGCCCAGUUCUAGAAGAGGGGGUGUCCGUGAACAUGACUAAAAUUCAAGUGCAAUUAAUGAGAAAGACCUAUGCUACAUGAUCAAUUCAACUUUCUGCAGAACAAUUACAUGUGCAAUGAGGUCUGCUGCAUCUAGAAUAAGGGGAGGAUUCGCAGUGGAGCUACGCACCUAACAUCCUUGCAUUUGGACUCUAUUACAUGGGAGAUAUACCAUUAUACAACUGUAGAUGUCACACAGAAGCAAUAACAUGGAACUGUCUUUAGUGUAGCUGAGCAUCAAAUUUCUCUUUUACCAGAUCAGAUUUAACAUUUGUACAUGACAUAUAUGAUGAUCAAAACAGUAUGGCUGCACAGUCCUAAAUUUAAUUCUUGUAUAGGUAUAAUUACUCACAUUCUACACUUACCCCUGAUGUGAUGAGAAUAUCUCUAAGGCUUAAGUUGCUUAAUUUGUAGGUUGCAACCUCUAGUUGUUAGUUGCAAGCAGUCCUGAAUGACGUGAAGCUGGGAAUAUAUAAGAUAUGUAAGGAAUGUGCAAGUUGCAUACCACCUCCUCUAUACUCUAUAAUUAGUUGUAACAUUUGACGCACCUUAUGUUUUCAAGUGAAACCUCCAAUAGAGUCAUCA